This is a messenger RNA of Mirounga angustirostris (Northern elephant seal), 3399 nucleotides long. Its product is annotated as spermatogenesis-associated protein 31E1. Lineage: Eukaryota; Metazoa; Chordata; Mammalia; Carnivora; Phocidae. The transcript is spliced from 3 exons. Bases 1 to 3399 code for a protein of 1132 amino acids. The record is from RefSeq and is a predicted model, not a curated record.
AUGGAGAAUUAUCUCUUAACUCAGAACUUCAUUACUAAUGAUUGGCUGAGCUCCAGUCACACUUGCUGGGCAAUUGAAACCAUCUUUGCCUUCCUGUGUGGACUGGGGCUCUUCUUCCUAUUACUCUCCUACUUCAAGACUAAUCCAUCCUUACCACCAUACAAGAAACACAGAAACAUCAGGAAGCACAAGCGCCAGCAAGAACAUGUGUCCUGCCAUGCACCAGAGACCUCGCUCUGGGGUGGCCUUACAGACAGGCAUAUAGAGACUCAUAACCCCUCAUUUGUCAAUCCAGAUGUCCAGAAGCUGCUUGAGAUAUCAAUCACUAAAAGGGUAGAACUGAAGAUUUGCAAAGAGAAAGAAAAAGGUGGGUCAGUUGUCAAACAGUGGUACCCAGAUGACCACGUGGGCUCUUUGGGGACUAUGUGGAAGUUGCUGGGUGCUGAGCAGAACACCACUACCCCGCAAUCCUUCUGGAACAUGAAAGACGAACCAGAGCCGCUGGCCGGUCCUCAGCUGUUCUCAUCCCCCAAGGUCUUGGAAGACCACUUGCAACAGAAAUGCAGCCAGCUCUUCUGGGGUCUCCCCUCUCUGCACAGUGAGUCCUUGGUGGCCACUGCCUUGGUCUCUACUCACUCUUCUCAACUACAGAUUCCCUCUGUUUUAUUCAAUGGAAUCUCUAAGUGCUUGCCAGUUCUAAUUCAGGAUCAAAUAUCUUCACAGUUUUCCCACGCCCCACCCUUGCUCCACCUUGGGAUCCAACCCCAACCCUCGAUGCUAACCUUGCCCCAGUCCCAGGCCCACCUUCCCCCUUCUGUCCCAAUCAGACCACCUUCUCUCCCAUCCCAGAGGAGGACCGGUGGGGUAUCUUGCCCUACAUCCCAAAAAAAGACACAAGUCUUCAUCCCAACUCAAAUUCAACAUGUAGAACAGCCCUUGUUGCCGAAGCAACAAGAAAGGGGGAAGACUUUACCCGCUAUGGUGAAAAGGCCUCCAAAAUCCUUUAGCCAAGUCCCUCCCAAGCUUCCAGAGGACAACCAGGCCUCCCACGCCCACAGGUCAGUUACCACUUUUCACGGGGACUUUAUCAUCUUUAAUAUCCAGAAGCAACACCUUCGAAGGAGGCUCAGCAGGGAUAAACAGCAAGGUAGCCUGCCCCACAGGAUUCAACUGUCUCUGGAACUGAUGUGGUCUCAGGAUGAAUUCCCACGGGUGAGUCAGGCACAGGGAGAGCAGGGGCUCUCAAGGCCCUUUGUGUUUAAAGGCAAAAGCAGCCAGGUUACACAGAGGACCAGGUCCAGGUACCCUAGAAGUUCCCAUAGGAAGGGUCAAGCAAGAUUCCAACUAGAGAAGAACUUUAGUAAGGGUCUACGGCAAUGUCUGAAGAGGACGCCAAGAGAUCUCUCCAGGGUCUCAGCCAGGUACCCAGUGAAGGUUCUAGGAACCAACUCUGAGAAGGAGUUAGUAAGACCCUUGAUAAGCACCUUGAAGAGUGACCCAGGAAAAUACUUUGCGGGAGGCCCAGAUAAGAAACAUCUAGAAAAAAUCUUAAAGGUUCAUUUGCUCAGGAAAUUGGAACAGAUCAAUCAGGGUUUGAUCCCUGUGAGUGUGCGUCGAUCCUGGUUUGUGGCCAACCAUGCUUUGCCCAAGUUUCACCCUCACACAGAAAUCAGAAAUCUAGCACCCUUGAAGGAUCGGAAACCCUACGUAAACACCUCCCAUGAGCUGUUCUUCCUUAGUCCUCAUACUCAGCAGAAGCUGGAAGCACACAUCAUAAGGUUUCGGGUGAGGCAUAGGUGGGACCUACCUGUCCAAGCCUCUGAGCCCAUAGAUCUGGAGCUAUGUGAAGCUCAACGCUUGCCCUAUUCCCAGUCCCCCUUUCCCUGCUCAGCCCCCUUUGUAUCUGGGGCCCACUCGAAAGCCAAGUUCUACAGGUUCUUGGGAAAACCUCCUCAGCCUCAUUCAGGAGGAGAGGGGAUAACAGAAGAGUCUGUUCCUACUCCCCUGCCUUUUCCCUCACCUGCAUGGGAGGAAAUCCAACAGGGCCUGGGAGGGACCUCACCUGAUGAUGGCCCCCAUGAGUCCUCAGAGACCUCUUUAUCAGGACAGAAGGGCAGAUCACCUUCUCAGACCUCCACACUCAGCCUCAUAAACAGAACCCUGCAGAGCAAGACUGUUAUGGGGGCCAAGAAAGACAACCUGGAUCCAAGCCAAAGUUUAGCAAUGGCCAGGAAUGAGCUAAAGGAGGAGAGUGGGGGUCAUGCCUCACCAAACAAGGUAGCAAUACUAGAGAUGAACUUCAGGUCCCAAUCUCCAAGGGCUGAAGGGUCCAUGGAGGCAAUGGAGGCUGAGAAGGCCCCUGCUUGGAAAGUCAUCUUAAGACCCAGUGUGCUGGCCAAUAACCAAACCAUUUAUGUGGAUCUGAGGAGAUCAGGAUCUCCAAGCACUAGUAAAAGUCCCUCACCACCUACAGCCCAAGAUACAAAGGAGCCAAGCCUUAAAACAAAGGCUAGUAAGUUUGAGCUCCAAGAGAAGGUAGAGUCAGGGAACCAGCCUCAAGGCCAUACCACUGGUGUGCUUCUUCAAGAUUCUCCCAGUGACAUCCUCCUUCCAGACUUUGCCUCUGGCGUGCCUGUCCAGGACUGUGACACCAAUGUGCUCCUGAAAGACCUUCACACUAAUGCUGUCCUUGCUGAAGACAUCUUGACCACUCACAAGUCACCCUGUUCCCAGAGGGAACAUGACAAUGGAGACACACCAGCUUCCCCGGUGCCACAUGACCUUAGCCCCUGCAGUGAGGGGCAUCAGGAGCCCAGUGUACCAAAAGUUGAGGAACCAUGUGAGAGCCAGAGGGAGAGGGACUCCAAUAAUGAGAGAGAGGACCAGAAGAGUCCCAAACCAGAAAAGCAUGAAGAAGAGUCUGCAGAACCAUUGGGAAUCAGGGCUUCCCAAGCUAGUGGGACAGGACACCCUCCCAAGGUCAGAGGAACAGGAGAGAGCCUUGGGAGCAAAUACCUCCAGCUCGUGCCAGAAAAGGGACAGAUUUUUCCAGAAAGCCACUUUAGAAAAAGGAUGAGGAACUUUCUGCAGUACCUUAAUCUCAAUAAAAAAAGCAAAGGACUGGAAGGUACCCUUCAAAAAGGCAAGCCCGCAGCAGCCCUUGCCCAGGUACCAGCCAGAAGCAGAGCAGCUACAGAUGGUAAGGCUGUUGAAGCUCAGACGAUUGUGACAGCAGUGGGACAAGUCCUGGUGAAGAAAUUGGGAUUUCACCAAGGAAUUCGUGCCUCAGAGAUAAAUCAGCGCAAGGAAUUGCAGGCCCCAAUUUUCAAUAGCUUGAGCUCAGACCCACAGUUUAAAGCAUCAGAAACUGAAAACGAACAAAACUUUGCCAUCAUCUAA